AAUGAAAUAAACGGAUGACGAGUAACGUGAUGGGUGUACGUAGAAUAUAGUCUAUACCAUCAUCAGAGUACAAGACAUUCUACAGUUGUGCUCAACCGAAGACAAUAUUUUUAUUAUUGGAAAAGCUGAAAGGACUUUAAUAAUUUCUACGUCUCAUAAAUACCUGAAUUGUUAUAUCAUCUGUGUGGAAUAAUAACUACAGAAUUCGCUGACAGAUCGAGUCAUAUCUUUAUUGACAUUUUUAAUCAAAUGGACGUCAGAUUUAAUUAACUAAUGAACAACAUCCUGGAAAAAUAAUCCAUAAUUCACUUGAUAAAGAGAUUGGAUUGUUGCAUUUGUCGCCAAAAAUAUAUAUUUAUUUUACAAAUUAUUGUGUGUCUUGUCAAAACUAACCACGUUAUAACUGAAUACUUGCAAGUAUCAUAAACUUUUACUUGCUCGGUAUUACAACAUUUAUUAAUUGCGAAAAACUUUACUAUAGUAACUGAAUAUUGAGAUAAUUAUAUAUAACCAGAGUGCGACGCGUAGCGAGGUGUAAAAAGAGAUAUUUGGAAGGAUUGACAGUAAAAACACGAAGCCGUAUAGUAGCAGGAAGUAGUAAUCCCCUAUGUCUGUUUGUCGGAGUGGAACGUUCGUGAUGAUGGGAGACGAUCAGGGUUGUAAUUCACCUCAAUCCAAUAAUAUAGCAGAUAUGAUAAACAGGAAUAAAUUCUUAGAAGCUAUACCAACCUGUGCCGGAUGUAGUGAUCAGAUAUUUGACAGAUUUAUAUUAAAGGUUUUAGAAAGAUCGUGGCAUUCCAAAUGUUUAAAGUGUGCUGAUUGUAUGAUACAACUCAGUGAUAAAUGUUUUUCUAAAGGUGAUCAAGUUUACUGCAAGGACGACUUCUUCAAGCGAUUUGGAACAAAAUGUGCUGGCUGUGAAAAGGGAAUUCCCCCUACAGAAGUUGUCCGACGUGCCCAGGACAACGUCUACCAUCUCGACUGUUUUGCUUGUUUGAUGUGCAGUGAAAAAUUAAAAACUGGAGAUGAAUUUUAUUUAAUGGAGGACAAGAAACUCGUCUGUAAAGAAGAUUAUGAAACAGCAAAAGCCAGAGGUUUGACUCUUUCAGAAUACGAGAUGGAUUCAUCGAAUAAACGACCAAGGACAACUAUCAACGCUAAGCAGCUUGAAAACUUGAAACGGGCCUACAACGAGAGCGCCAAACCUGCCAGACAUGUUCGCGAACAACUGAGCGCCGAGACCGGACUGGAUAUGAGAGUGGUGCAGGUCUGGUUCCAGAACCGAAGAGCGAAAGAAAAGAGGUUAAAGAAAGAUGCCGGACGAAAUCGAUGGAAUCCUUAUUUUAGACAGGUGAAACGUGAAGAUGAACUGGACAGUUCAUUAAGCGCUGAUGAAAGGUCAGAUGAUGGUAUGACCACAGGGUCAUUUCAAGGUAAUCUGGACGACCUUGAUCAGGGAUCUUUGAAUCAUGGUCGACUAUCGGCUGACCUGUACGGACCAAAUACACCUUUAGAUCAUGAUCUUCAGAUGGUUCAAGGUCAUAAUAACGGAAGUAAUGGAUCGCCACCUAUUGACGGUUGCUGGGGUCCUUUUAAUCAACUUCCGCCAUACAUGGGACGUCAAUCUCCCGGCAUGCCACUGACACAUCCGCAAAUGAUGCCAAUGGAAUCUUUACAAAUGAUGGGAUCUUCUCAAGGACCCCGAAUGAUGUCCAGUGAUGGCGAUGAACAUUCUGGGGGAUUCCCCGAUUACCCACAAUCCUCUUCACAUAAUCACGUGGAAGUGUACUGAUGAAUACUAUCACGUUUAGGGAUUCCUGACAUUACGCGUUGAACUGAGUGACGUGAAAAAACAUGGCGGAACAGGAAGUGAUGCUACGAUAUCAAUGUGUGGAUAGAACUAGUUUUAAAAGCGAGCCAAGAACAUUGAAACCCCGACAAAACUCGAUAUCCUAAUGCGAAUGGCGUGAUUGAAACAAACAUAUCCGUACGUGGUUUGGUGCUAAACGUUGCACGAAUGUGCUUUUACGUCAUCAGUUAGACAGAUCUCACUAUACAUAAAUGACGGAACUGGUGCGUUGACACAUUUUAGUUUAUUCUAUUAUUCAAUGGAUAGAAACAAUAUUUUGUGUGAACUUUAUUUUAAACUUGAUCUCGAAGUCUUAAAACUUUUUGUUAAUUAGAAAAAUGACGUUAAAUGCGACAGGUCUAUGGAUUGUCUCGUCAUGUCCGGUCACAAUCGAAGAUACAUUUUGAAAUGGCAAGUAUGUUCGGGUAAAUACAUGAUAAAGGUCAGCAUACAUGAUCGUAUAAACGAUAAAUCCAGUGUUGAGUUGCAUGCGAUUUGAUACUGUGUCGUAUGCGACAGUGUUUGGGUAUUGUGUCGUGUGGGACGAACCUUGCAGCUGAACACUGAACGAAUACUGCGGUACGUUACUUAAACACCUGUAAAUAAAUAAAAUUAUUUAUUGUAAAUCAAAAAUUAUCCAUAAUAUUGUAUAAAAUCUAUGUUUUUCUUUCUCUUCGUAAUGGUGGAGCUGGGGUUAGGGUCGUAUAUGUUAUAACUUUGAUAUAUCCCAUACGUAAAGAUAAAAUAGACAUGUUACGCCAUCCUUUGUGUUUGGCGUACCACCAUUUCCAAUAAUGUACGGGCAACGUGCCAAACCUACAUUAUGUUUAUACUGGAUGAAAUAUUGGACUCGAGUGACGAUUUCAUCGAAAUGCACGUGCAGUAUAGUGUUUGUAUUUUAAGUAGUUUAAUGGUCUCGAGCAAAGACAUUGCGUAAUAUAUUGAAACAAUACUCGGACUAACGUCCCCGUACAGUAUCAAUAUUUUACUUAAUGGCUCUCACUCGUCCAUUAAACAACACAUAAAGAACUUCGAUGUUCCUAGUAUCUUAAUGGUAUUGAACUUCGGUAUACUUUUCGAGAUUGGGAUAAGGAUCUUCUGAUACUGACUUCUGAUAUUGAACGUUAGUAGGUCUAUCCCCCAGUACUUUUACGAUUGCUUUUACGUCACACGAAUAUGGCCUUAAAACCAUAUAACCUUUGAACUUUGACUAAUAACCUGUGACCCCGGAUGUAAAUUAUUUUGUAUAUAACACAACCUUAAAAUGAAUGAUGAGUAACUCUAGUCAAUAAAACUCUCUCUCUCUCUCUCUCUCUCUCUCUCUCGCUCUCUCUCUCUCUAUCUAUUAGUUUAGGUCUAUAUAUGAUUUUAAUAUUUGUACAUUUACUUCAAGGCGCAACUAGUGUGAUGUGUGAUAUGACACUGCACCAAUGUUGAUAUUACAAGCAAAAGGGCUGACUGAGGCGAGACGGUGUU
Patella vulgata (common limpet) is the source of this 3325-nucleotide messenger RNA. RefSeq names its product LIM/homeobox protein Lhx3. Gene Ontology annotation, molecular function: DNA-binding transcription factor activity, RNA polymerase II-specific; RNA polymerase II transcription regulatory region sequence-specific DNA binding. Gene Ontology annotation, biological process: regulation of transcription by RNA polymerase II; neuron differentiation. Gene Ontology annotation, cellular component: nucleus. The transcript is spliced from 5 exons. NCBI's taxonomy places the organism in Eukaryota, Metazoa, Mollusca, Gastropoda, Patellidae. Bases 608 to 1792 code for a protein of 394 amino acids. The record is from RefSeq and is a predicted model, not a curated record.